Molecule: messenger RNA, 447 nt
Organism: Cadophora gregata
Lineage: Eukaryota; Fungi; Ascomycota; Leotiomycetes; Helotiales; Ploettnerulaceae
Exons: 2
Coding region: 1-447 (148 amino acids)
Molecular function (GO): protein binding; 6-phosphogluconolactonase activity
Source: RefSeq, a predicted model, not a curated record
AUGGAAGUGGAUCAGUUGCAAUUUCGAAUAUCUGCUGGUGCCCCGCGCAAGGAAGUCCAGGUAUUCUCACUGCUCCCGGAAGGCAAGAAUUCUUCGGGCUACUGGUCUGCAGAAGUGGUGUUAUCACAUAGGAACAGACUACUCUGGGCAUCCGCGAGGGCCAACAGCGGCACUGAUUAUGUGGGUUACAUAUCUUGUUUUGAGCUUCGCUCCGACGGAAAGAUCGGGGAGUUGCUGUUUAUGGAGCCGACAACUACAACAGGCGGCAUUGCAAAUCAAGUAUCUCCAGCACCGUUCAGUGAUGAAUGGAUGGCUUUGUCGGAUUUCCCGAGGGGAUAUGUUGAGAUCUGGCAGGUCAUGAACCUCACGGAAAUGGAGGGAGUCGUGGGACGACCAGUGGCGAAAGUCGAAAUUGGUGAUGGGGGAUGCUAUGCCAAUGCUAUUUAG